Molecule: messenger RNA, 1921 nt
Organism: Dermacentor albipictus
Lineage: Eukaryota; Metazoa; Arthropoda; Arachnida; Ixodida; Ixodidae
Source: RefSeq, a predicted model, not a curated record
GCCGUGAACGGUCGAGGAAUGUUUCGCUCCUCUGGGGCGGUGUCAGCGGCUAUGUCUAGCCGUGGAAACCGGAAUGCAGCCAGUGCCAACCAGGAUUAUGAAAUUAUUUUACCUGCUCUACCAACCGGUCGUAUUGUUUUAAACACUGUAUUUCUUCAUGCGGAUGUUCGUGGAAGGCCCUACCGUGUCGAAGAUAUUCGUGAUGCACUGGGUGCUCUGGCAAUGCUCCCUGACGUUGAAGCGUUAGGGGCAUACCAAAUGAACCAUGUGUGGGCGGUCACGCUGAAGACUACGGAGGCUAAGAAUAGGUUGCUUUCUGCAACUGAAGUGAUCGUGAAGGAGCGCCGUUGUCUCAUCGUAGAUCCAAACAACCAAGAUGUUCGACUAAAGCUGCAUUGGGUCCUUCACUAUGUGGACGACGAGGACAUACGGACCGCGUUUGCACCCUACGGAAAAGUCACCGAAGUCGCAAGAGAGCGAUGGCGAACGGAAGGGUUGUCGGACAAAGGCUCUACUACGCGUAUUAUCAGUCUUCAGCUCAAGGCAGGCUACCCGAAGGAAGACAUCCCACAUCAACUACGAGUGGCAGGUGACCUGACAUUGGUCGUGGUGGCUGGAAGAGCUCCACUCUGCCUAAGGUGUAAAGGGACUGGCCACAUACGACGCGAAUGUCGUGUUCCUCGGUGCGCGUUAUGCAGACGUUUUGGCCACGCUGAGGAAGAGUGCGUGAAGACUUAUGCGAAGGUCACAGGCCGAUCUGCGUGGGACGACAACGCAGAGCUACAAAUGGACGAAUCGGAAGCUGAGGAUGUUUCUACCAGCAAGACCAGAGAACCCGAACAAGAGGAAACGCCCCCUUCGUCGCAUUCACCCAACGUUAACAAAGAGGAAGAGGAUAAAGGUGAGCAAGUUGUACAACCUGCGCUGCCUCCCACGACGAAUACCAGCGCGUCCAACAGUUCAGGGAAAAAACCAACCAAGAGUCAGUCAAUGCCUCUAGAAAAAUCCGAAGAUGUCAACAUGAAGGAUUGGAAGACCAGUGCAGGGAAGAGAACACGCGAGGAAACAGCAGCAGCGAACGCGGCCUCAAACGAGCCCACUGUCAGCGAGCCACCCACUAAAGCGGCCCAAGGACGCCGCACGAGCUUCAAGCCAAAGCCCAACGUACCACCGGACCGUCAUUUUCCGGGGGGCACGUAGCCCCCUGUUUCAGUGAAGCCCGGGUCAGCCUCCUGGUUCCGACGCUACACAUGCUAAAGGUGGGCGAGGACAAGCUAAGGGGCUGGUACCCCAGUUCCUUCUUUCUGAGGCACUCAUGGUGUGUUUCCACGUGGCAACUGAAGAUAGAAAAGCCUCUAGUCAAAAUUUUCAGCCUCGCACAGAACAAGGUGAGCGCCAUGCGACCUGUUUGAUUAUUCUUAUAAAUGGCAGUAAAACUUGACGCACCGCUUAGCAUAGGCACGUUAAACGUGCGGGGCCUUUCUGCAAGGCGUCGACAGUACCAAGUAAGCCGUCUUUUACUGGAAAAUGACCUUGACAUCGUAGCCAUUCAAGAAACUAAAGUCGAAAGCCAAGAUCAAACAGAUCGCAUGGUAGAACCUUUUACUGGACGCUACUAUGUAUGCGUAUGUCACGCAGUAGGUUCGUCCGGAGGGUGUGCCUUGUUGCUACGCAGCUCCCUGGGAAUUGUAGUAGAGACCGUGACUGUGUGUAAAACUGGACGGUUAGUUGUGUGUGAUUUUCUUUUCUCUGCUUUGAAGUGGCGGGCAAUAUGUUUGUACGCGCCUAACAGAGAAACCGAGCGCUCAGCUUUUUUUGAAAGCCUUGGAUCCUUUUUAAACUCUGAAAGAGUGAUUCUAAUGCUUGGUGAUUUUAACUGUGUGUGUGCUUCUGCUGAUAGAAUAAAGAACGAACCGGUACG